Messenger RNA from Closterium sp. Naga37s-1, 4998 nucleotides. The record is from the annotation of a GenBank genome assembly. Lineage: Eukaryota; Viridiplantae; Streptophyta; Zygnematophyceae; Desmidiales; Closteriaceae.
AUGUACUCUAAGGGCGGGUCGCGUCGGGACUGCUGCACUGCCGAACCUCCAGUCGCCGCGCGGCUUCGAGGCGUCUCGUUUGUUACGAGAGCUCGGGUUAGGCUCAUAGUGCCGACUCCUCUACCACCUGGCACAGCCCUUCACGUGAGCACGAGCACCCACCGGGACCUAGAAGCAGCGAGCGGGAGGGCCAUGGCAGCAAUGGGGAAGCGUGCGCGCGAGGAAGCGUGCGCAGCGGGCGAGGCAGCAAUGAGGGCGCUGCAGGAAGUGAGGAGUGAGCUGGCAGCGCUGCAGCGGGAAGUCGCAGCCGUGCGGGAGGAGGCGGUAGUGCAGAGGAGGGACGUGCAGCGGGUGGCGGGCGAGGUGGAGGAGAUGAAGAGAGAGCUGGCGGCGGUGAAGGGAGUGAUUGGCAGCAACGAGGACGAGAGCCGGGAGAUGUGGCACAAGAUCCUGGCAGCAUCGCAGGAGGUGGAGCUAGAGCUAUGUGGGGAGGCAUCGCUGACAGACGCAGUGCUGGCACACGUGGCCGGCAUGACCCGCCUCUCCACCCUCGACCUCUCUUCCUCCUCCGGCUUCACCACCCAGGGCCUUCACCACCUCUACGCCCUGCCCAGCCUCACCUUCCUUAUUCUCUGCGGCACACCAAUGGGCGGCGGGGGCGACGGGGCAGUAUCUCUCGACGGCAUUGGUGCAGCGAGCAGUCUCGAGACUUUCGUAUUGGACAACACGAGUGUGCGCGAUAGCGAUUUGGAGCCCCUCACUGCGCUCACCUCACUCACUCACCUCUCCCUGGGCAACUGCCACAACCUGACCCCGGCUCUCCUGGCCCAUGUGGGCCGGUUGACUGGACUAGAAGAGCUAUCCCUGGGCGGGUGUGGCAUGGGAGAUGAAGUGCUGCCGCUGCUGACCUUCCUGCCCCACCUCAGCUCGCUCGCCAUGCCGCGUGGGGUCACCGAUGCCGGUCUGCAGCACCUGGCCGCGCUGCCGCUGCUGCAGCAGCUUUCGCUGUGUGGCUGCCAGGACGUCACCUCUGCUGGCAUGCUGCAUGUGGGGCGCCUCACCAGCCUGCGAGGGCUCUCUCUCCCCUACACCCACGUGACAAACGAAGGCUUGCAGCACCUCACCUCGCUCACCGACCUCGUGUCACUCGUGUUGCCGCCUGGGACCCAUCGCGUGCUUCCUCUACUCCCCCUGCUGCUGCUCACCUGCUACUGCCCGCGCUGCACGCUGGUGGCGGCGCGCCGAAUACAAACAGCAGACUUCAAGGUGUUAUCGGCGGUGGUGGCGGCGUGGGGCAGCUUUGAGGACGGCAAGUCGUGGUCGCCCAACAGCGACUGCUCCACCGUGCAGGGCGUCACAUGCGACCCCGAUGGCUACGUCACCUCCCUAGCCACGUCAGGCAACGCGUUUUGGAAGCCCAUUCCGGACGUUGUCAGUGGGCUGCAGCACCUCACUUACCUAGCCAUCACGUCGAGUCAUCUGGUGGGGUCGCUGCCAACAGCCAUCUUCAACCUGCCACUGCUGCGCGGCAUCAAGCUGACCGUGAAUCAUCUCAACGGCUCCAUACCAGAUGACAUCAGCAAGCUCUCAGCCCUCACCUACCUGUAUCUGGCACAGAACCGCCUGAGUGGGUCGCUGCCCGAGUCCCUGUCAAACCUCAGCCAGCUCGUCUCAGUGAGCCUUGGAAUGAACGGGUUCACGGGGAGCAUCCCAUCCGCCUUGAGCACCAUGUCAAACCUCGAGGGCCUCUACAUACACAAUAACAACUUUCUUGGCGGUGUUCCUGAUUGGCUCUCCACAAUCCCAAGCCUAAAGAGCAUGUGUGGAGUCACGAGCAUCGACAUGCAGCAGAACGCAUUGAACGGCACCAUUCCGGCCUCUCUCAGUCGCAUGACGCAACUCACCAAGCUCAGCCUAGCGGUGAACUUCAUCGAAGGGUCUAUUCCAGAGGAGCUAGGCAACCUGGUGAACUUGCAGACGCUCAUUCUUGAGACCAACUAUCUGAGCGGCACCAUCCCUGCCUCUCUGGGGGCUCUCACGAAUCUCCUUGACUUGGAGCUGGCAUGGACAGACAUCACUGGGACCCUACCCUCCUCUAUUGGGACCCUGACUCGUCUUAACAUCUUGUACCUGGAGGGCAUGGAGCUCACAGGCACGGUCCCCCGAUCAUUCUCCAACCUUCAAAACCUCGGUUUCUUAUAUCUGAACAGGAACCACCUCUCUGGCGAUGUGUACGGCAUCACAAGCAACAUGACCAGGCUCGUCACGCUCGACGUGUCAAGCAACCAGUUCACAGGGCGGCUGCCAUCGCCCCCGUCGCCCUACCUGCAGUUCUACUACGCCCACCGCAACUUCUUCUCCCACGGCGCCGUCAUACCGCCCAAGGCCAACCGCACCUUCUUUGGCAACGCCUUUGAGAACUGCCUGCUCAACGCGUCCCGGAUUACUGGAGACUACCCCGAGCAGAGGAGUGCAGAGGAGUGUGCUGCGUUCUGUGGGCUUGCUGCUGGGGACACCAAGCCCCUGUGCAGCGGGCAUGGCGUGUGCUCCUUCAAUGCGUCUGUGCAGGAAUCAGCAUGCACGUGCGAUAGCAACUUUGACAACCAGGCUGGCCCCCACUCCUGCACCUACAGCGUGGCCGUGGCAGGAGCAGCAGCACAGCUGUUCAACGGCACCAUCAUCCUCACGCCUCCCACCACCAACACCUCAGGAGCAGCCGCCGUGCACACGCCCAUCCGCCUCUUCCAUUUCAUCGACAGCCCAGGCCCGUGCGGCACGCCCUUUGCCUUCAACGCCUCAUUUAGCUUCGCCAUGAAGCCUGCAGCAGCCCAGGACAUGGGGGGUGAUGGGCUGGCGUUUGUUGUCAGUGCAGCCGCACCGCAGGGCGCUGGUGCAGCGGGGGUGGGGCUGGGAGGGGUGGGGAAGCGGAGUGUGGCGGUGGAGUUUGACUCGGUGCUGAGUGUGAAGCACAGCGACCCCAACGACAACCAUGUGGGCGUCAAUGUGGGCGGCUCACCUGUGUCCCUCGCCUCUGCCACGGCCCCUCUCAUCCUCAACGACGCCCACACCAAGCACGCCUGGAUCCACUACCACCCCACCAGCGGCGGCACCCUCCGAGUCUACCUCUCCUCCGACCCCGACCAGCCCCCCACCCCCAUCUUGCGCGCUCGAGUGUCGCUCUGCUCCAUCCUGCAGCCCAGUGCUGCGGAGACCAACUUCUUCUUUGGCUUUGCCGCCUCGACAACGGAUAAGGCCCAAGAGAAUGUGAUCUUGAAGUGGGAGGUCGUGACAGGUUUGCCUCCUCGACUUCCUCCCAACCCGCAAGACCUGGCGUUGGGGUUUGUGUUGGACGAGGACUCCUUCUCACCGCAGGGCUUCAACUCCUUCCACUACGCCAGCUCGGGAUUUGAGCCCGCGCAGGAGAACAGCCCCUCGUGGAAUGUCAAGACCUACACCAUCUGGCGCUUUUCUGAGUCCAUCUGGCCUGUCAAGAACCAAAGGGGCUGCGCGGACUCAUGGGCAUACGCAGUAGUGGCGGCGGUGGAGGCAGCCUACGGCAUCGCGAGCAACUGGACUCAGCCCCCCGUGCUGUCGGUGGAGCAUCUGCGCCUCGCCCUCUCCUCCAACUGCGACGGUGGCUCGCCCACCAAAGGGCUGCAGUUCCUCCUCACUGCCAGUGCACAGGGCAAGGGGCUGCUGGAGGAGACCACAUAUGCUGCUUCCACCAAGGCAAUACGCUCUCUAGGACGCAAAGCAGCUGGAAAGCCCGUCAUCAAGUACUAUGGCGUUCAGGGCAUCGAGCGCACGGGGUUCUACGGGUGGUUUGGGCUCAUGCUGGCAGUGCAGCGCCAGCCUGUCAUUGUGCACAUCGAGGCGUCCGCACCCUCCUUCCAAGACUACGAUGGGAACGACGUAUACGCUGACGAGGGUUGUUUCACGGAGCAUCUAAACCACGUGGUGCUGGUGGUGGGCUAUCUGGUGGCUGGCAUCGAAUCCGCCAAGCCCGACCUGCCGCCGCCCUUCUGGAUCAUCCGCAACUCAUGGGGCACAGCCUGGGGCGACCAGGGCCACAUGCGCAUGGACAUUCGCAGUGGCGACGGCAUCUGCGGCAUCAACACUCUCCCGGGACUCGUCCCAAUCGUCAGAAAUCCGGCCGACCCCUGUGGGCAGCAAUCCUACAAGCACGGCGAUCUAAACCCCGUCUUCAACCCGUGUGGCCAGUUCAGCUGCAUCAAGAAAAAAACUAGCAAUCGCUGCACCUGCUCCGAUGCCCGCUUCGCUGAAGUCAAGAACACCGAUGGCUCGUACACCUGUGCCUAUGUGGACGUGUGUGGGUCCAGCACUCGCAACCCGUGUGUGGUGGGCACGUGUGUGAACGAUGGCAGGGGCAGCUACUCCUGUGUGUGCCCCAGGGGCUUCAUCCAAGGCACGAUGAUCGGUGGAGGCUUCUCCUGCACUCCUGGUCAGGCGCAGGGUACGUACACGGUGGUAGCAGGCAACGUCAUGUGCUCGCACAUCACAGCUGUCUUCGGCAUGCCGCAGCCAGACCUGUUGAAGCAGGGAGUGUCAUGCGCCAAGCCUCUGCCCAUCGGAAAGACUCUCUCUGUGGUGUUCAACAUACGGGACUGCAGUGUCUUCUACAGCACCAAUGCUGGCGACACGUGCACGGGGGUGGCGCGGCAGGUGGAGCUGUGUGGGGCAGCGGCUUCGGAUGCGGCGUGUGAGGCGGCAUUUCAGGCGCUCAACCCCGCUGUGGACUGCUCCUCCCUCAGGCCCUCCCAGGCCGUGUGCCUCGAGAGGGACCCCGGGGUGGCGAACCGCAUUCCGGUGUGUGAGGAGUACUACCGACCGCAGGCAAGCGACACGUGCGAGAGCAUUAUAGACUCGGCGGCCCCUCCUCUGGGCGCCAAGGAGCUGUACCGCCUCAACCCUGGCAUCAACUGCAACCAGCUCAUUCCAGCAAAGGAGUACAACUUCCAAUGGCCCCUUGAACGCGAG